AUGCUGCUAAUCUUAAUUCACUUCUUUGAUUUUUCAUUUUCAUAUACAGUAUCUCACCGAGUUUUACCCUCCCUUGUGCUUAAGUGGGAGUCAAAGUUGCUGUCUGAGUCUCCAGCUAGACUUCAGCAGAUUUCCAACCCCCAAAUUCCUCCUGGGCUGACAAACGUCAACAAAGACCCCGAGAGACACCAAAGAGAGGUGCGCAGUGAAGUGGAGCCUCAUUGUAUUGGCUCAUUAUGGGGUCCCGCAGUGAGGAAGAAGCUAUUUUGUAGCACCACAAGGUCAAUAUCUGAAAGCCAGGGCGAUGGAGGGGAUCAGCCGUGAGAUUUUUAAUUUGCAAAAGCGUAAAGGGGCUUUCCUAGUGAAAGACAGUCUGUGAAUUCUAAUGGACUGUACAGACAAGAGCCUUGUACAGACAAAGUGUUGAGUUUGAAAAUGUUUUUCUCCAUGUUUUAGAGUAAUAUGAAACACAACUAUUCCAUGAACUGAAAUCUCUAUGAAACAACCUUGAAGUGCAGUUAUGUCUGUAUUCAAGGAAAUCAGAUAAGUAUUCAUAGUUACAUGCCAAACUCAUCUAAUCAGUUUUUCAGUUGCAGUUAAAUGUGAAUAUCUGUUCCACACUGUAUUUGAUAUUCACAUUCAACAACUGAUUUUAAAAUUAGAUGGGAUAUUUCUAUUCUCCCUGGAUUCACUUUCCCAGGAAUUUUGAUUUUACUUCCAAAUAGAUGUGAAAGGGGAGCUGUCACACUCUAUUAUGGUGACCUCAAUGAUACUGUGCCCUGUCCAAAUCCAGCGGUUUUCCAUAACAAUGCAAAUUAAAGGGUGCAAAGCAGAAGGAGACAAGACUUGUUAUUUUCCACUCAAAGGACAGAAGGUCUUUACAACAAACUUGUCUGUACGUCUCGUGUAUUCUUUGACACAAUUCAAAUCCAACUUGGAAGUUGUUUUGUGAGGGACAAUGAGUUCCUGAACUCAGAAAGAUCAGCAACUAUUUGGGGAAAAAUGGUACUGGAGCUUGGCAUCCAUGUUGUGGAUCUGAGUUAUAUAAUCUUGUAAAUAAUUUAUUUAAAGCAGUAAAUGAUGUAUUUGGUUUGAAUGUUAAAUACAUCUGAGACUUCUCUAUGAAAGUUUCAGCUGCUUUUUUAGGAUGAAGUAAAAUGUCACCUGAAACAUCUUGUAGCUUUUUGAUUUGAUACUCGUGAACCAAUUUUAGUUAGAUUUCCAUAACAUACCCCCCUAUUUAUGCAUAAUAAUAAAGAUAUAUAUUUUUUGCUGUUUGCCCAGCAAUAAAAAAGUUUUGAGAAGCAGUCUCAUUAAAGUAAGAGACAAUUUAGUCAAGUGUAACUUAAUAAUUACCUUGCAUGUGCUGAUAAAUUGGCUGUUGCAUAAGUUAACUGUAAACAUGUGUCAUAUUGAUAAGCUUUUCAAGUUAAUUUACAUGGCAAUUUCAAAGUGUAAAAAGAAUUCAGAGUAUUUUAGCAAGUUGAUUCAAAGCAACGUGGCGUCAAAUCAACUGUGUAAUUCACCAACAGGUUCGAGGUAACACAAUAUUUCUGUAAUAAAUAACACCCUGUAAUUUUCCCACAGAGAAUAGUCUGCAGUCAGUGACCCACAUCUCAGUGCAAUGAACUGUUUAACUCAGGCUGUUGUUUUAUUCAGUGCUCUGUCAACAGACGGGUAAAGAGGAGGCAGGGAGGCGGGGUUUAAUCCUCAUUGGCCAUUGUGAUUGGAUACUAGAUUUGGCUGCUCUUUCCGAUUGGCUGCCGGCGCUGUCACUCUGGAUCUGUUAUCGCUGCUUCCCGCGCCAUUUGACGUGCACGCGCAGGACAAGCAGGCACGUAACCGUUGGGAGACUGUCUGGAGUCUGUCUGAAAUUGAUAAAAUUGAGGAUGGAGUUUUCCCUCUGUUUGAACCUGUACGAGGAAGCCGCCUACUGGAAAUGGUAUUUUUUUGCUCACCUCCUCAAACGCCUUCGCCCUCGAGACGCCAGGCUCGGCUGAAAUAUUUUUAGACAAACGCUGUGAAAGUUUUUUCUCCUGCAGUCUGUCAGCAGACGGCUCUUUAUGUACAGGUAGGUAAGGCAGACGCCGGAGUGCAAGUUGGCCUGCAAACCAUUGAUACUGUAGCGUUACACACUCGCUGUAAUAUGUAUAUUUGUGACUGUUAGCCGCACGUUUUCGUCAAAAAAAGACGGCUCGCUAGCUUAAAUGUUAAUAUUCCGGCUCUACGGUAAUAAACUGCAACUUGCCAGGUUGUGUUCUGCUGUGAAAAUAAUGCGCAUGAUAGUCGGGUGUAUUUUUAAUUUUUUAUAAGGAGAAUUUCACGCUGUAGCUGUCUUGUUUUGAAGGCUCGACCUCAUUCACACUACUUCAGGAGGUUGCGCAGGUGACGCACCUUUGCUGACGUGAGGUUGUUGAUUAACCCCACGCGCGCUCGAGCUACCUGUUACUCAGCAGACACCUGAGGGAGAAUUUAGCUGAAUGUAGACUCAUCAAUUCUUGAUUUGACCCUUCCAGCAAAGCCACCAAAACACUUAUUGGAAACAAAACACAAAACAAUACCCUGUCAGACACACGUGCAGCUAAUUAAUACAGAUAAAUUCACGUGAGGCCCCGAGGUAAGCUUAAAUGAACCGUGUGUGGUAUGUUCAUGUGCCCUUUCCUGUCCUUGUUCAGGCUCUGCAGGGGAGCAGCCAUCAGCCCUAGAGUUCAAGAGGAGAGCACCAUCCAGUAUGCAGCCUGCCUGCCUGCGCCAGCUCAGAAAGGUUAGUUGCAGUACACUUGGUGGAUUCUGACAGGAGUUGUGUUUUCAGUUUUGAAGAGUCAGAGUUGUGAAGUGAUGCUGCAGAUGGGAUGGUUUGUUAGACCAUUGCUUUCUCUCUUUUGACAAGACUAUAUUCCACCACAACAACUUAAUAAACAUAUUUUUUCUUUGAACCAUUAUCUCAAGAAGUAUUUGAGUCAGUUAUUUGUCAUACUGUAUUUAAAGAAAUUGCUAAGUAUGUUAACGUAUUUUUUAUCUAGGUGCAGUGUCACCCUUGAGAAGUUGUUUUCAACUCAUUUUCUUCUUGUAGAGCCCUGCGUAUUUGCGUUUUUUUCAAAACUUUGAAAUCAUCAAAUAUCUUCACCAGAUCUAAUUCACACCACAGUUUCCCCACACGUAUUGAGAGCCUGAAAAUAAUUCUGUUCCCUAUUUAAAUCAUUUGAAAUUUGCCUUUUAUCACAUAGAAACUGUAAAAGGUUAAAUAUAUGUUUGAACUGAAAAAAGAGUUGAGGUCAAGUGUCCCUGAUCGACUGCUGCUUUCGACCUGUCUAGACGCUUUUGCUCUGUCACUGCAGUAGUCUGCAGACACUGUAGUCAUAUGACUUGGGGGGAGCCUUCCUCCCUCCUCUCAGUGUCUGCUCUUUUUGGCCAAGAUGGCUGCUAUAGCAUUGUUGUUGUAACCCAUGACAUAUAUAGGUUGAUGUGAGCAUAAAAAAACAUCUGAUCUGACGCAUGUCGAUGAAAUGUAUUUUGACAAGUCUGCAGCUGCUUAAGCAUACUUAGCACAGGAAACGGCCGGUGAAUGUUAACUCGUGGAUUGAGUUUGCUAACAUUUUUAUCAUUAAUUUAUCGAGAUGAUUACUCAUCACCAAAGUUUGGUUAACAUGUUUACAAAAAAAAAAGACAGCAUCCUCAGGUUAUUAAGUAAUUUUUUGACUUGAGAGUAGCUUCGUCUUGAUUUAUUUCUCUGUUGUUUCAUAAUUGUUUGCUACUGGGGUGUGCGGUAGCCAUUUUGUCUGAUUCAUCACUCCUCGGGUGCCCUGAAACUCUUUUGUGAGCAACCUUGCUGUCUCUGCAUAUUAUGUAAAAUCUUUUGGUCAUGAAAUAUUUUUUCUUUUAAAAUAUGGUAUGUGCAGUUUGUUUUCUCAGUGAUAAAACACACAAAUUUACAUACAUUUUUAAGCUAAACAUAACAAACUCUUUCUUGUCUUUUACGAGAUAUCAUAAUUAAGUCCUUUCCCAUUAUGACCAAUUAUUGCUCUGUACAUUUCAUUUUCAUAGACGUAUUUAGGACUACUCAGAUAAUAACUAAAUCUGUUAAGUAUGGAUGCAUUAAAUCUCAGUUGUAGUUGUAAUAGGUUUCUUCUCGGGCCUGUAAUGCCAGAUAACAAAGCCUUGUUGCUGUAGAGUCACUUAAGUGAAGUAAUGAUAGCCAGGGACGCUUGUGUUUAUGUCAUCACUUGUGUUUAUGAGAGUUAUUAAGAUGAUACGGCUCUCCAUUUUGUGUAAAAUUUACAGUCUGGUGAAGCAGUCUCAGUGUUUCUCAAAGCUUUAGAAUAGUAUAGUUAGUACCAAGCAACACCUGUGUUUUUAAAAAGGGAAAGUAGCCGCAGUAGUUUUUGGCAAUAUUAGCAUUGGCCUCCUUAAGUGCCUCCAGCAUAACUCUGACUUCCCAAGUUAGUUUCACUCACUGAGUCUGUGAUGUUUAUCUGUUUGCUGUAUCAGUGACCAGCCUGGACAGAUCUCUUCAUUAUCUCCUACUUAGUGCAUACUCGUCUUCCCUAAGACAGCUUCUUUAGUCUCGUCUUAUUGUCUAAUUGUGUUCAAGUGCUCGCUGGUUAUGCUGAUUUUACUAAGGUGUACUGUGCCAUUUGGACUACAGGAUAUCUUUGCAGGCUUUGCCAAACCUUUUUCAAUGCCUGAAAAAAAAGAUCAAAAUUACAGUUAAGAGCAGGAAGAAAACAUGUAAAAUAGGGUUUUGGUCAAAAAUUUCUUGGCUCAAGUCGUCCUGAUUUGUAUUACAAAACAUGAAAUCAUUUCUAAAAUUGUUUUAGAAUUUCAAUCCUUUUUGUAUCAGUGACUUAUUUUAUCUAAAUGUGUUCCCUGAAUUGUAAAUCCAAUCUCUCUGUAGAGCAAUUCCUUUUUUUUCUUUUGGCGACUUAAAUAAGAUAUGAUCUGUUUGAAAGUAUUUAAAGCAAUUUAAACAAAACAGGCUCUAUUGUUUGUUUUCAAGAAAGCAUAGUAAUGUAAACAGUUUUGGAAUUUAAAUUGUUUUAGCGAUUCUUGCCUUUACAAUAUACUAUUUAUUUAGAAUAACUUUUGAAUGCCACUAAUCUUUAUUGCAUAACCUGCUAAGUGUGCAGACCCAGAGCAAAGUAAAACAUAUUUCAAUGAAAUACUACUUAUGUUAGUUUUUUUUCUACGGUAUUUAUAUGAUUCUAUGUCUUUGCGAAAAGCACUUUGCCAAGCUGCCGUGGUGUCUUACCAUAAUUUUUUCCCUUUUGUCUUCCACAGGUGAUCCUUGGAUUCAUGCAGUCUGUCAUACCUUCACGCCUUCGACACUUCAGUGUGUCCGCUCUAAUGGUAAGAUUUGCGUUGACCUGUUCAUUAAAGCACAUUUGGGCAUGUUAAAAGCUGAGAAAAGCAAUUUGAGGAAUGCUUUAAGGUGCUGCAGUGAGAGAAUGUGAUUGCCUGAGGGAAAUAUUAGUCUGCUGCACACACCAGUAUUUACAGAGGUUGAACUCUAGCUUGAAAACGCCAAUUCAACAUGAUGUGAUGGUGAAAAAUGGCUAAUCACAUUCAACGCUGUCAUUCACUCGUCAGUUGAAAUCAUUUUUAUUAACAUACAUUUGUGAUCUCUUCAUAAGAUAACCAUGGAUAUGGAUCUUGUAACUUUCACUUGAAGCUAAGCCGGAAAAUGCUGAUGCAAGAAGCGCUCUGAAUUCUUAUCCUGCAUUUCUAUUGGCUCAUUGUCUCCACCCACAGUGCAGUCACGAGGUCUAACAUCAUGAUGAGGUCUUGAGAGAACAGGCUUUCAUCUGGGCUCUAAUGCUGCCUGAGCUGUAAUGAACAGAUUUCUUGGUUUAUUUCUGUGCACAAACAGAGUAAAAUUUAAGAAUGCUUCAAAGCAUUGUUCGGCACAGUAGCGGCACCUGCCUUUGUCUGUUGUAAAUGGUGGCUUGUUUAUUUCAGCAGCCUCUGCUGCGUAAUGACGCAGUUUCCUUUGACAUUGGCGUGGCAUAUUUUAAAUCAAGGCCUUCACUGUAUUUUAAGGAGCCUACUGGCAGUGUGCCAAAACAUGGAUCCAUUUACCCGAUCCUUCCUAAGAGCACAACUGCACAGCUGUGACCCUUUGCCAGGCCUAGCAUCGAUAACUCAAAGCCAGCAGCGUCCAUUUUAGGUUCAGGCAUGGCAAAAGAGAUGGGUUAUCAUUUAGAAAAAGAAGUCUGAACUCACUGCGAAAAAUCCUGUUGGAAAAUGGGCCAGAUUUUUUUGAGGAAAAAUGACUUUUGGGUGCAGUUUUGGAAAUAGAAACUAAAUAAUCAUGCAUGUGUAAAAAAAAAAAAAAGGAGUGUUUUUAAUUGCAUUUAAAAAUUUACACUUUUGGAUCAGCGACGCGCAAUUUAUUUUUCUUUAGCGUUUUUAUUUUGAAAUAUUCUAUUUAAAUUUCGUACCUUUUUUAAACAAUCGUACAGCUACCUUAGAUGGAACAAAUAACAGUGAUUUAUAAUAAAACGUUGUGAAGCAGCAUUUACAGUUAAUGUGUUUAAAUACGUCAAAAACAUUAAUCAUAUCAGAGAAAAUGUUUGCAGAAAAAUUAAAGAUGAUGGUGCAUGAUUUGUGCUGUUUAUUCAGUAGUUUUUUCAGCAAACAGUGUCCAAGCCAGAACUUUGCCUAAACAGGAGUAAGUGAGAGCUGUGCUUCAAUGAAAAAUAUCAAAGAAAAUAUUGUGAAACCUUUUGAUUUUAGAAUUUGAAUUUUUUUCAAACUUAAUAUUAGACAAGUAUCUUUCUAUAUAAUUUGAUUGCGUUUAAUUUUUUUUUAAAUUAAUAGACACAGAAAUAAAAUCAAUUUAACAAAAUGCAAUUUGGCAUUUUAAACAUUAUCUCAAUAUAAAGUAUUAUUUUCGGUAUCUAACCUAAGGCAAAUAACAACAUGAAAACGAUGUCGCUUUAUUUUGUUUCAUAUUAACAUUUAUGACCAGCAAAUAUUUUCUAGUGAGCUCAUCUUAAAAUUGAGGAUUUUCCGAUGCCAUUUUAUUGUUUCACUAAUUAAAUUGAAAUGUAUUCGCCCUUUUAUACUCUUAAUGAAAAUUAAACCUUUUUCAAGCAGUAUUAUUUUCACAUCAAAAUAUACGUUUUUUUUUACACUUAAUUAGAAUUAAAGCAAUCAAAGAUUUUUUUAAUGCAGUAUUUUUUUCGCGUCAUAAUAUAAUAAUUGAAGGUAGUAAAAAUUAAUCUUUAUAUCCUCAUGAUAAAGAAGCUAUAGGUGUAAGUUGAAGCUUAGGUUUAAAAUUCUACCAUUGCAGCAUUAUUCAAAAGUGCUGUAUAUCACGUUGUCGAACUUGACCCACUGAGAGGUUUAGGUGACCUUUACCUUCUUGAAUAUCUGCUUUUGCACUGUUGAUACUUUGUGAGACAGGCAGACUGUGUACUAAUGCCACAUAACACAACAGUGGCUGUCAGUAACAGAGUAAGCUGGGCCUGUGCUCUGCUGCCAUGAAAUAGAGAAAGUAGAAAAAGCAGUUGGGUUUGUCCAUGUGUUGUGGAGUCAGGUUUGAAAUACCAAACCUGUUUUGAGUUUUGAUGUCAUUGAUUUCUCUGCACUCUCAGAUCUAUUGGCCUUUUGAUAGAUGGUACACAACAAAAAGAAAAGUUUCCUUUGCAUUGUUGCAAGUCCCAUGAAUCCACGCUAGCAGUGUGGCAUUUCUUGUGUAGUAAUCAAGAAAACUAAAUUACUCCUGCUUUAGUCAGAAUCAUGAUUGAAACUCUGGCUGUAUAACAUUGAUACUCUUAUUGAAACUUCAGUCGAAGCUUUGGCAAGAUACUAUUUUUUUUUCGUUGUUUAGACCUCAGACUGGAGCCGAUCAGUUACAGCUGAGUCUUUUUCCUUUAUUACAGUAUUCAUGAUGCACUAAUAUAAAAAAAAUGACACGAGUGACUCGUUUAUCAUGUGGAUUUUGCAAAACAUCUUGUUCUUUGCUCAAACACAAUUUCUGAGGUAUGAAAUUGAUCUUUUGUGAACAACAAGAUCUUAGCCUGGAUAGCAGACCUUUGUUUGUCAUUAACAGAACUACAACACACCACUUAAAGCCUGAGCAGGGAUUUUGAUUUUCAGGUGCAGCAAAAAUAUCAGUAUCAACUUUACAACAUCUCAUGAUUUUUUAGAUCCCUCUGAGGAGAGGGUAGCCACCCUGAUAUUGCUCUGUAUUGUAAAUGAUAAAUAUCAAAAUCAUGCUUAAUUUUGGGCCUUUCAAAAGGUAAGUAAAUAACUUACUUUCUGUUACUGCAGAUUUCUGAUAACGUUGUUUUUGUUUUUACCGCUAGAUGUGCACAUGAAGCAUGCCCACUCCCACUCAGUUGUGUUGCAUUGACAGCUUCAGCAAUACUUCCUGUUUUAGUUUGACUGUAAAUCCACCACUGACUUUUCAAUGGUUUGUGCUCUUCUAUAGCACUCUCAUAAACGGUACAAAGAAAGCUGUAGGCCUGGGUGACCACUGUUUGAUGGCAGUGCAAGGCUGCAUGCCUGCUUUAACCCAGCAGCAGCCUGAACAAGUACUUACUCUUUGGGAAGAAACUUUUGGCCUGAGAUGAACUUCUGCUGUUUUACUUUAUUCUGAAAUCCUGAGCGCAUACCACUGGACUGAGGUCUGGGAAUGAGGGGGAGAAGUCCAGCUAAAGUUUCUGAUUUCUAAAAAAAAAAAAACUUAGUCAAACAGUUAUGUAAAAGCAUUAUAUAUGCAGUGAUUAUUUGUAUUUUUUAAUAAGAAAAAAAGGACUUGGAGAAAGUCAAAUUGAACAUUGCUGAGGUUGCUCUUGUUGAGUAUGGCUUAGUAGUCAUCCUAUCCCGCUCUGCCUCACUUUCAGAUGAGGUUUCGACAGACCUAACCAUGCUGAGCUUUGAUUUGAGAACAUCGAGGAUGCAGUUUUCUUGGAACCCUAUGAUGGCAAUAUAAAGUUUGACAUAGAAUAUAAGAAUUUUAGAGCUUGAAAAACAAACAUCUAAUCCUGACGUUACAUUGUGCUCGAAUAUCUGACUCAAUUCAUGGUUAAAACGUAAAGUAAAGAUUCCACUCCUCUGAGUUGCAAUGUGUUUUUUUUUCUGUUUAACUGGGGUAGCUUAAAUGAUACUGUGGCAUGAUAAGGGAUCUUAAUGUUAGUUACAAUUACCCAAAGACAAACUGUAAAGUUUUGUGUGUUUUGUCCAGGCUCUUGUCUUGUUGAGUCUGAGUUGUCAAAGUAAUGUCACAGCAACAGUUGUGAGAAAAGAAAAAGUCUACUUUAGUGUUUUCUUACGAACCCAGAGAGCCCAGUAUUUUGUCAUCAUCCCUUUUGUGUAUAAAUUAUGUUCUUGCAAAGGGGUUUGAGUGUAUAAGUUCUUUAUUCUAUGUUAUUCAUUUCUGUCAUUUUUCUUGUAUAACAUUUCUGUCAAAUCCAAAAGCAUUUAAAUUUCCCCAGUUUCAGGAGCUUUACUGAAACUUUCCUUCAAAGUUGGAUAUGUGAGUCUUGAGGGUGUUCUUGCAUUUUUCCCUAAUUGGGGCUUAUUCUAACACACCUGGAGUACCUGCGCUUUCUCUGCCAUUUGACCUUUUUGUGAAUUAAGACGGUAAGGCAGAGUUUGAGCUCGUCAACCCCGCGGUACAUCAUAGCAAGGGGAGGCUGCAGCAUGACUAAUUAGUAAAUCUCACUUCUCUCUAAGGUAAAAAAAAAUGAUUUCCUUUGCAGGGAGGUUGGGGGCUGAUGAGUAAAUACCCACCUGCACAUAGCUGGAGUAACCUAAUAAGUCUCCCUGGACUUUGAAAGUGAAUAUUUCAUUUUUCACUGAUCUCUAACAGCUUUUCUUCAUGUCUCAUACUCCACUCUCCAUAAGCCAUGUAAGAUGGGUAAAGAGGAAACACAGACUGCAGGGUCUCUUUCCUGUCACACAAUGGUGUGGAAAGGUCAGGCCUAAUGAAGUCAGGGGUGUGACCCCAAGUAUUCAGUGACUUUGCAUGGGCCCCCAUCCUACCACUGCAACCAUGCCAGUUAAUCCCUUUUUGAUCCUAAUUGAUAGGCAUUAACAUGAUCCUUAUCCAGGAGCUGUGUUUUGUCUUCCACAGCCCUCCUCUCUGGGUGUCAGUGACACAAAGUGUGAAAGCGUUAAACCAAAUGUGAAAUUGAUAUUUUUCAUGUUUGUGUGCUGUGUAUCUAAACACUCACACAAAAGUGCUUGAUGCUUAAUGUUUGCCCUUUGAGGCUCUUAACAGGACUUAGCACAUGACCUCUAGAAUCCGACUGUGAGGUGAAUGGUACCAGCCCAUUUCCAGUUUGUUUUCCCCUGGCUCCUUUCAUCUUCAUCACUAGGUGAUUACGGCUUUAACUGUGAACUAAUUACCCUCUUUAAAAUGUUUGCACUGGCUUUGAAUCAGGGCCUUGUCACUUUUCUGGAUGUGUGGCCACUGCAAGAUUCCUCAAAUGAAAAUUUUCAACGGUUUUCAAGAGCUUUAUUUCAUUAACUUCUUUUAAGUAUUUAUUUACAUUCACAGAUUCUAAUAAAGCAAUCACUAUAAUCAUUCAUAGAAAUAGAAACAUAUACUAGCAACCAGUGUCUACAAGCAGUUACUAAUGAAGAGUGUUGAUUGCCUCUUUCUAGUUGAUGUAUCAUUAAGUAUGUAACUGUAACUGUAUUGGAUUGUUCAUAUUACUGCAUCUGUGCAUAAGCACUUAUCCACCCUCACAUCUGUGCUGGUUUGUUUUGUUUUACACUUUGCUCACUCUGAAAAUAAAUACAGAGAUUUUCUUCCUGCCUCUGUUUAAAAAGACAGUUUUAUAUAUGUGAACAAAAUCUGUUGCUUCAAAAAAUCUCACAACAACUUAGUCUGAGUGAUUAACAGCAAUACAGGAGAAAGAAGUAGGAGAAAUUACCUUUUUUGUCUCAUUCUGAUUUUAGGAUUAACACGGUGGGGUAGCAUGAAGCUCUACGUUUAGGACAACUUUAACUUUUUAAAACAAAAAUAUUACACAAAUUAAGAAAAGAGAGUUCAUUUUUUUUCAUUCAUUUUAUAACACUGAUUCUUUUGAUUCAAAGAAAAGUUAAGAGUUCUUAAGCAGCAAUAAUUUAAACAUUUAUAUAAAUCUUGUGUUUGUAUGGCUGAGAAUGAAGCGUGGAAAGUGAUGACAUAAACCCCAGCAUUUAUUUUAGUCAGUGUUUGCACAAAAUAAAGAAUAAAAGUUAGUUUACAAGGCAUGUCAUAGGAAGAAAUAAAAAUUGAGGGACUUAUCCAAGAAACUUUUUUUCAGCAUCGACUGAGUGUAGUCUUUAACCCCGAAUGUCUCUAAUAAUGUCUUACACUCCCAUCAAACACACCCUACAACUUUAACGUGUAAGUAUACACUUCAGUUUUGUCAAAAAAAACUUUAAUAAUUGAAAAUUAAAUCAGGCACCACCUCUGAAUUUCAUAUGGAGGUUAAAUGUUUCUGUUUAUGUUAACUUGUAUUUAGAUUUCCUGAAAUUACUCCUAUUGAAUAUCGAGGGGUGAUGCCAUUUCAGUAGAUUAAUACUGUAGGCAAACAUUAAGUAAACAGCAGCUGUAAAUGACCACACUCACGUGCUGGAUGAUAAGGCUUUCUGAUGGCAGAAUCAUGCUGAAUGACAUGUUAUAAUGUGGUCAGGAUUUAAUGUACUGAAAAGCUGUCACAGUAUGAAAAUCACCAACAUUUACCCAUAAUCUAAGUGUGGAUAUUUACUAUUAUAGUGUCUGUAUUAUUUAGUAUUACAGCUCUUCCAGCACCACUUUAUGUACAGUCAUAGUUAGUUAGGGAAUUUAUACUUUUUGAAAGAAAAAAAAAAAAACACAAAUCUUGUCAAGGAGACCACUAUGUUCAAAAAGUGUUAUUUGAUAUUGAUAAAGCAUCUCAAUAAUCAAGUGUACUGAUAAGGUUUUACACUCCUGUCAGACCGAACAACUGAUGCUGGGACAGAACUUGUGCAACUUUUCUUUCUUACUUAAGAUUUCCAAAUGUAAAUUAUGCCCACUUACUCUUAAACAUUCAUGCUUGAUAAAAGAAGUCCUUUAUUUGGACAACAUAUGUGUUAUUUUUUUCCCCCCUCUGUACUCUCAAACCUGCACAAUUAAGAGGCAGAUCUUGCCAUUGUGCUCAGCAGUGUGCAACAGCCCACUUUAGCUGGAAAAUGCCAGGUGUCGUGUUGGUUCUUGUUGGUUUCACACGGCGACUCGAGUCCCUCCCAGGAACGUAGCUCUCAGGUCUCCAUAGGAUUGAAUGUUAUUUCCAGCUUGUUUGUUGCAGUGAAUAAUGAGUUCUCUGUAAGGCCUGAUGACAUUAUUUAGAGAAUGCAGUGGAAAAAUAACUAAUUAUGGAGCUUAGAAACUACAGAUUGGGACUCUGCUUGUAUACUCCACUUGACUGCCACCACCUGCCCUCUAUAUGUCACACUCACUUCACUCAUCCAGCAGUUGUGAAAUGGAGCUGGUGUCUGCCAGUUAUGUGCAACCCCCAGCAGACACAAUGAAUCUUUUGAGGAUUGGACUUGAUAUCACUGCUGUUAUUUGGUUUUAAAACCAAAAAUCCGAAGGAGAUGGCCUACAGGACUGAGAGUUUGGUGAAAGAAAUAUUCAGUAAUAGUGAGACAGGAGAACUCCCCUCAGUGUUUCACCAAGGUGGUGGGAGAGUUUGGGAAGUAAGAAAACUGGAGUGAAAGUUCUUGAAAUGCUGUAUUUUUUUUUCCAAGUGUGUAAUGGCACACGUGGACUACUGGACUGUAUUUGUCUGAUGUGGCUUGACCUGCUGGUGAAAGAGCUUUGGCUUUCUUGCAUUUCUUAAGUGAUUUGGGAAUCAACAUUUGGCAGGGGAGGAACAUGAUGUGUAACAUAAGCACUUCAGUUUCUUCAGCUCUGGCUGUGGUUGUGAAUCCCGUUCCUCUGCAUUAUUUUUGCCCUCAACACUACUUGCAACAGCUCAAGUUUGACAUUGUCCAACUUCGAAAUGAAAAUUUUGGAGUUUUUCAGCCUUGCCCUGGCAAAGCAAGUUCUAAUUUAUUUAAGGUGAUUUACAAAAAUUUCAAAAAUUAAAACAUGUCUAAAAACUCUCAAUGCACAUCUGACACCCACACAUUUUUAAAUCAUUAUUUUACUUUAACAAACUGUACUUGUAAAUUGCCAUCCUGCAGCAUUUGGCCUAUUAGCCUUGGGAUUUUUUAUUAUGCUCUGGUCUACAUGAUUUUUAGAUUGUUUGGGAUCAAUAGAAACAAGGCCAAAACUAAAUUUUGAGUAAACAAAGAACAGAGCGGAGCAACAUCACCCAAAUCAAGUUUGUUUUGUAAGAGAUUCGACUCUGGGUGGGUGCGAGUGUGCAGAAAUGUAAAGAAAAAAAACAAGAUGUGGCUAAUUACUGCUAGCCAAGCCAUGUUAAUGUAUAUAAAAUUCAUGUCUGAGUGCAAGUCAAUACAACAAGCCUUGAGCCUUAUAGAGCUGUUAGGCGCCUUAUCUCUGAAGUUUGGAGCAUGUAUUCCUCGACUCAAACUUGAAUCACAAGAGGAGGAGAAAGUACCCAGCAGCUUGCCUGCUGCAGUUCAUUCUUUCAACAUUGUCUCAAAAUUAAGUGUACCUCCUCGAAAUGGCAUAGCUGGAAAACAGACAUCAAAUACUUCAAGGAUGUUGCUGCAUCACAGCAAGGAUGAGAAGAGCUUGUUGUCAUGUGUGAUGUAGGUCUUUAAAGACGUUGAGAGCUUCAGUAAAUUCUACCUUUCUCAUGGCGUAGCUGUCAAGAUUAGGACCAGCAGCCUGUCACCUGUUUUCCACGUGUUAAUUUGUAGUAUGUCAUCCAUUUUGCUAUUUUGAUUGGCAUCCUAUGAAUUGUGUGCACAUAUCUUUAGCAGGUUUAAUUAAUUAGUUCAGUUUCUUUUUUUUUUUACUCUGGUUUAGUGAUUUAUUUGUGGAUUCAAUAACUAAAAACUGAAAGUCUAGUACCUGUAUGUGCUUUACUCUGAAAAAUGGAGCAAAUGAGCAGGUAGAGAGGUGGCUGAGUAGUAGGACCUGUAGCAGAUGAAAACUGAGUAUGUAAGUGCCUGACUGAAUUGCUGUUUUAUUUAAUUUCUUGUUUGAAAAAUAUUGCUGAGUCACCCUGGAAAUACUGUACAUUUAACACCGAAGGGAAAAUUUGAGAAAAAUAGUGUAAUUAUGUAAUAAUGAAUUUCAGUUCUUGAAAUCAGCUUAGCAUAAUUUUUCUGACUUACAGCAACAAAAAGAAACUUUCUCAGAAAUGUUCUUAGGUGCAUGAAUUUACCUUGAAUAUUCUCCACCACAAAUAUGCAUACAUCUUAUAAAUCAUUUAAUCAUGAGUUCGGUUUGGCAGUACUAUUAAUGUGUGUUUUUUUUUUUUUGACCCACCAUAUUUGCUUUUUUACUCAGGAUGAUAACUAUUUACAUAAAUUACACCUGGACUCUUUGCUUUAUUUCUGCAGGAGUAAUCUGACUGAGAUUGUUGACAGUGAGAUGGUUUAUAGUCCAGGUUAUCAUCAUUAUUACUGAUGGAGUCAAAAUUUGUUAGACACACUUGUAGGUUUGAGAAUGUUUUGGUUAAUGUUGAAAUGUAGCUGUACAUUACUGUUUUUUCUUUCCUUUUUUGAUAUGAAGACAGUAGAAUUGCAUCAUGUCAUCCAAAUAUAUACAUUUUUGGGAAUCUUUCUGCUUUUCCACGGAUUGUUCUUCAACCAUCCGUGUUGCUUUGAUUAUGCCAGCCAAGAGCUGAAUUCAGAUUUUCAGCUUUGUUAGUUUUCAUAACAAAGCUGGUGGUCCCAUAUGGGCAGGCUAGUCAAUCCAACUUCACUUCCCAAUGCUGCACAUUCACCUUUCUCCUGACAAAACCACUCAAGAUCAAGGGCAGCAUCACCUUUGCCACUAAUGAGGUUGUUUAUUUACCAAAUUUCCUUGUGGACUGCAGUAGAAAAACAAGCCAUGCAUAGCGGAGCAUAUAAUCAGUAUUAGCAAAUCAGAGCUCCAAAAGCCUGGAUUUGUACUCUCAGUAACUGUUAACCGUGUGACUGACCGAAGGAACCACCAUGCAAAAACUUGUAAACCUUUUAAAGAGGCUGCUGAGCUGAACUGACUGUCAACUGAGGAAAGGAUUGAAGGAUUUUAAAGGAAAUAAUCUCCUGAAGAACAAAAUUAUUCUAGGCUGGUCUUUUGUGAUUAGAACAUUUCAACUUCAUUCAAUACUUUAUACUCACCUGAUUUUGUGUUUCAGUUACCCAGAUGUUUUGAUCUUUAUUGUAUUUUAUUACCCUCAUUGUUUAACUGAAGCGUCUAUCUGCUAAUAACACCUAACAUACCAGAGACUAAAGACUUAGGAACAAAACAGAGUUCACAGAGGAAGAAUCUCAACUCUUGACUUACUUCAUCACAUUUGCCAACAAGUUAAAAAUACAAAGAAUAUUAGGAGAAGUAUUAGUUGGCAGCAUAUUUUAGCUAUAACAGAGGUCUAAUAAUCAGCCGCUGGAUUUUGUGAGGCUUUUCAAAGCAACAUGAGCUGCAAUUAGACCAAAUAAUCUGUGUCCAAACAGCAGCUGCACCAGCUUUUGAAAAAAGGCAAAAUCAUGACAUCAUACGCAAAACACUGUCACUCAGUUUUAGCACAGGGGUGCAUUGUUAUACUGGCUACUGUUUCUGUCGUGCUGCAGUGUAUUAUCACAAAUUGUAUGACUGUAUUAUUCCUCUUUUCAUUUCAGUCUUAUGUAGAUCAUAAAUCUUCAUGGUAGCAAAGCAGAGAUGUGUUUAAACUGAUUUAGAGCCUCUGAGCACUGAUGAUAUAUGUAAAAGUGAUGUUAUAUGCGUGGUCGGUGCACAGCAGAAUUCUAUUCCUGGUUAAAUCCAUCUGUAGUUUGCAGACCUGCUUGUCAGAGCCCGUGCACACUGCUUUAUUUGCUGAUUUAGAUUGGGUUCCAAUCUCUGCGUAAACGUGUGAGGCUUUACUGUAUGUUUGCUUAUCUGUCCAGCCAUCCCAUCUAUUCAAACAGCGGCCCUUUCAUUUAAGGCUGGGUGCUGGCUGGGCUUAUUUCUUUUUUUUUUUUUUUUUUUUUUUUCCUGGGACCUUUUCUGUUAUUUUGGGACCAGAUGGCGAGGGGCACGGAAGCGCCUCUUUUGUCCAGGCGUCCCAGUGAAAAGAGGCUGUCCUCCCUAAUGUAAUCAGCGGCACCGGAAGGGUCCAUUUUGGGCUGUGAAAGAAGACAAUCAGGUCUGGACACGUCUAGAUUACAGAAACGUAGAGUUCAUCUCCUGACCCUGCCCCCUUUGACCAAACCCCUGGCAUGUAGGAUCCUCAGCUUUGAUCAGUGGAGGGUGGAGGUGCUGAUCCGACCUCACUGGGGCCAAAGGCCAGCCCCCACCCUGCCCUGUUUACCCUGCACUUGGCUGCUGCUGACACCUCCUUCCGGAAGGAACCAGGGGGCGAUGGGUUGGUAUGGGCACGGGGGGAUACCAUGACCUGUCUAGACACCGUUACUUGUUGCCCUGGUGUUGCCAAGGGGAUAUGAUGAACUUUGACCUCAAAUGUGGUUGGUUAGAAGCCACUCAGGUCUUCAAGGAUGUCAUUUUUUUUUUUCCUUUUAAUUUUCAGGAUUGGGGGGUGGGGAAAUGGGGCGUGAGUACGGAUGUGACCCACAUUAUACACAAUCUGCUUUGAGGGAAAGAAUGAGUUUGAUGGCGAAACUUUCUUUUGUAGUGUAAUAAAAUGUGUGACAUUUUCCAUCAACAUACGGGACGUCAGGAUGCUCACAUAGAGAACAAUACUGCUGACAAACUUUGCUGUUAAAAUCUAAAACGACGACUUGUUAUGGCUUGGCUUUUUCUGAUCCCACGAUGACACUUUUUGAAGGACUGGAGAUGUUCUUUAUUUGAGGGAUAAUCCUACGACAACAAAGCCCUGCAUUUUUUUUUUUUUUUUUUGAAGCAUUGAGGAGAUUUUCUUUCACAUACACAAUAGGUAAUUUCUAAACUUAAUAUCCGUCUUAUCUCGCAAAGUAUAUUGUACAAGUAGCUAUAAGUAACUCCAAAAAAAUAUCCUGACACAUGUAUUUACUGACUUAGCUUAGUAAUGCUUUCCCAUGUGAGUGGAGUGUUGUGUUAAGAUCUUAUUUUAUAAAUGUUUGCAAUUAUGAGCCAAAGACAGAUUUCAACCUUAGGCAGACAUACAGUAAUUUUGCUGUGUAUUCUUUUCCUGUUAUUUUAUAUGUGCUUGCAUUAAAUUGUGAUUUUAGUACAUGACCAAAAUGUAGCUCUUUACGACACACUGCUUUCUAGUCUUAUUAAUGCAUCUUUUUAGAGCAAGAAUUAAAACGGAUUUGCACAGGUAAGCUGGAUGAUGUUCAUCUGAGUCAAAGUACUACAUAAAAUAACAAGUAGACAUUAAUGCUGACCUACAAUCUAGAUAUAUAGACUCAAAAAUGGGCCUUUUAAAAAUAGACUUUUUAAAGAAGUUUUGGUAGAUCAGGAUCAUUUUUGUCUAUUGUCGUUUGAAAGUUGUCAGAAAUGCGUGUCUAUAUCGGUGUCUAUUCUCCAAUGAGUUUGACAUGCGUGCACAGAUGUACACAUGCUGUCGGUUGUUGGUAUAUUCUUAGCUACUACAUGCUGUAAUUCAUUCUAGAACUACAGUCGCUUGUCUUGGCCUUAUAAACAACAAGGCCCAGUGUGUGAAUUGGCUUUGAUGUUAGGGCUGUUCCUCAGGAGUGGGUGUAGUGAUUCCACCAUCAUGGCCGCCGCUACCAACCCCGCCCUCUCGCCUGCCACUCAGGAACAGUUAAAAUGGCAGCAUGCAGCAAAAUGAGUGAGAAGGAGAAAGAGAGAGACGCCCACUACUAUGAGCUAAGGCACGGUCGACUGAGCUGCAGCUCGCCUUGUAUGCCAACUCAAACUGAGAUGAUUAUUUUUGGUGUAUUCUGCCGUCUGAGAACAAUGUAGAAUCUGAGGAAGUCUAGACAGGUAGAUAGAGCUCAAAUCAGCGAAGGGUCAACAGCUUUUGUCACAGUUUAAUCCAAAACUGGUGAAUAAUAGUUCAAGCCACAUUUUUUCAAAGUAGAAAGCUAAAGUUGCUGAAUGUUGUUUUUUUUUUAUUUUUUAUUAUUUCUUACUUCAAUGUUGAAUCUCAUUACAAAAAAAGACCCAAAUAGAGCUCGCGAAACCAUCGUAACUGUAUUUUCAAAGUUCACAUUCAACCAAUCAGACAACUUUGGUGAAAAAUAACAUUAUUUUGGUUCAUUGUGGCCCCUACUAUAAUAUGAAGUAAGCUUUUUUACCCUUCACUUCAGUGUUUGGCGGGCUGCCAUUUUAUUCUUCAAAGUCGCGCUUGCAGUCUGGCACAAUAGGAGUGGGCCCUCUCUGAUGAUCACAGAAUGCUCUUCUUUGUAGCAUAUAACAUGCACAAACUUGCUUUGUCGGACAUGUACUGUAAACGUGUCAUUGUGGGAACGUCUUAGUUUGGGUUUUAGCAUUCGCCACAGCGUCAUAUUUAUUCUGAAGUGGUGUUGUACAGUAUUUCAGUCCUAAAUUCAUUUUUAAUGAACAAAGAACAAAGUGCUCUGAUCAGUGACCGUUAAAAGCCUUUGCUCUUUUCCCAAACAGCUCUAUGCGUGCGCUUAUUAUGUCAUCCAACUAAUACCAAUUAAAGCCUGUACACCACACCAACCUAGUGCUGUUUCAAUGAGGUGGAGACACACUUAAGUGGAUCAUAGCGCAGACAUGUGUGUAUCCAGCCUCGGUAAACAGUCUGAAAUUAAGUAUUACACCCAUUCAUUUUAAAUCCUUGCAGGUCUGCCUUCCACCUCGUAACAACUCCAUUGCAAGGCAUCCCACAUCCAAACAGCAAGGAGGAGAAUUUUAAGGUAAAUGUCCAAAUCCUCUAUUUUUAGAUCUUCCAACUCACUCAGAAUGACAUUUUAUUAUUGGCUCGUGGUGUGAAUGUGUAUUUUUCUCUUCCCCUCACAGUGCAGAGAGCUGGUGGUGAAACUAGGAAGGAAGAUGUCAUGCUAAGGAUGGGUUUUGGUGAUGAUGUUGCUGCUGUUGAUGCAGCAUCGAGCUCUCACUUUGUGCCUCUGUCAGCUAUGAUGCGUAACCGCAAAGUGAGUGACAGGCCGGUCCCCGGGGAGAGCAGGGGGCCUGAGGUGAGUCAGAUGUAUCCUUGACCCUGUCGAGCUGUGUCAGCAAGCAACACAAACUCAGUAAGAAAAGCCAGAAAUGGCAUGACUGUCCAUUGUACAUCUUCAUUUCGUAUGUAGAAAAAGAACCGAGGACAAACUAGGAAACACUACCACCUUGACUGUUUCUGCUCAAGAGUUCUGUGUUUUUUUACGCACCAACUCCCUCAACUUUUUUAACAUGUAAUUAUCAUGCAGACUUUCACAUUACCGCUGAUAUCUUUGGAACCUUUCCUGAGUGCAUUUUACCCAAGUACAGAAAGUUUAACUGUUUCUCUUAUAUUAUUGGGAACCCAUCUGAAAUAAAAAAAACUGGUGCAGAGUUCUGCAUGUUCUCAACAACAUGCAAUUCAGGGAAUUUUGUGUGUAGUCUUGAACACAUAUCUGGGAUCAAACUUUAGUGAGAGACGUCAGAGAGAGGGAGUGUUGUUUUUGUGUCAUUCCAAAGAAUAAAAACUUAAAUUUAAGCUUGUUUAUUUCGAGCAUUUUGCUUGGUUCCUCUCUUGUGUUGCCUUCAUUUCAAGUUACGAAUUCAGAGAUUCUAGGAAGAGGUAGGUAAGUACGCAUUUUUUACAUUUUCAUGUUUCAGACUUUGUCAGAGAAGCUUGAAGACAAAACAGCCCUUGUUAGGAUAUAUUUUUAAGAAACAGGGCCUAACAGUGAAUCAGCAAAGAAACUGGAGAAGUUUUGAGACUUGAGGUGGUCUAAAAUUAGGGGUAAUAUUUCAUGUAUAAAGCAUGAAAAACGGUUUGAAAAAUAUUUUCCACACACUUCUAGUUCAAAAAUGUGUAAUUGGUGCUCAAAAUUUCCUCAAAGUUGAACCCGGUGAUUAAGAAAUUUGCAGAGAGACGCAUCUCGUUUUUUGAUCUCUCAGAUUUUCCUCAGAUUACUCAUUCUGUAUGGGAGAGCAGCGAAAGGCAAUUAUGAAAAAUUUUACAGAAAUUGUAUUUUUAUCACUUGUAUUAUAUUAUAUUUUGUGCUGAAAGAAUAAUUUGACAAACUGUUAUGUUGAUUAAAAGAACUGAUUCUGACAAUUUUGAUAAUUGAAGUAUUCAACAAGUACAAUUGGGAAACUCAUCAUGCCUUCAUCUUGUAAACCCCUCAUGGUCUUUGGGUUUUUAACUCUUGGUUGAACAAAAACAUGCAAUUUUCAGACAUGGCCAAACUAUAAUGGGUGUUUUUUCGGGAGGGGUUUCUGUUAUUUCAAAUUGAACCACUAUUUGUUAAAUGAAGCAAAUAUUUAAACUUUAAAAGUGAUCACUUUUAAAUGAUAGAAAAUCUGCCGAGGUUUGGUGACCUGUAUUUGUAGUUGUGUUGGCUCUGUGAGGAAAUUCUGCUUCUAUUUGGUAAAACUUUUACACAUACUUAUACAAAGUUUGAACUGACCAUCGUUUUUAAGGUUUCAGGGGUUUUUAUUGGGAUCUGUUUCUAUAUGACAGCAGGGAGUUUAACAAAAUGAAAUCAAUGUAAUGUUACAUGCACUCUGCCAAUAAACGUGGUAAGAAAGUGAUGCAAUCUGCUUUAUCUUCUGAAAUGUAUGUAAGUCAGUUUUUGUCCUUUUUAUUGAAUACUAACUUUUUUUUAAUGUCUAUCCUUUAUGAACAAUUGUUUCUUCUGUUCUCUCUUUACCUCAACAGCUUCUCUUAAAAAAAGGAUUUUUUUACAGCACAUCCUUGAUACACUCUGUAGACAACAAGUUAUUUUGGUUAACUACAUUUUAAACAACUUUGCAGAGUUUGAGAGCCAAGGUUUUUUGUUUUUAUUCAUCUCCCUGAAACAGGACACAUCUCCUCCUGAAUCCAGACAUGGUAGCUACAUGGGAAAUGUAAGAGGACACUUGUUUAUCCUGAAUGUUGUUAAGUGAACAAAAAGAAUCCUCACCCCAAAAGUCUUACCAUCUCCCUUUAACUUUUUUUCAAGGAGGUCGCUCAAACACGGUGUGUGAAAUGAGAGUUGCCUGGGUGUGACUUUUCCAGAAAGCAUCCGCUUGCUAUUGUCUGCCUAGUCAACUUCUGCAGGCCCCAGCACCCUGACUUCCAUACAUGAGAGAUCAAGGGUUACCAAGGUGCUUUUGAGAAAGGAGGGCUCAAUGUGAGCGGGGACAAACCGGUCCACAAAAUACUCAUUUCCUUUGCAUGUUAGGUGCCCUAGUGGGGCUUCAGACGGGGUCACUGACAGCUUCUGGGGUAGAGUUUUCUCUUUUUUUCCCCCCUUUCGUUGUUCUUAAUGAAAAUUGUUGCUCGCCUUUCCAGUGGCUUGCUUUCUGCCUCCUGUGUACAGUAUGAGGCUUGAUAAUGUGCUGAGUUUGUCCUAAAGAAAGUUUGUUCAGACUCUGGCUGUUUAUCCGGAGCCAGACAGAGGCACCUCAUGUAGAAAAGGUAAAAGUAAUUCUGUUCACCUCUCAUUCUUGCCGAAAAGUUCAGUCACUGAGCCACGGCAUUAACUUGUAUUCUAACAAGAUUAAAAUAUAUUCGUCCUGGGGAUUAGCAUAGUUAGGUGUCCUUUUGCCUCUUUUUUUUUCCUGCACUGGUGCGGUGACAGUGGGCUUUGAUCUGUGUUGCGAGGCAAGAGUCCUGGCUUGGACCUAGCCAUUCGAGUGCCAAGUGUGAAAUUGGCCUGAUGUCAUCCCCAUUCUUCACCUUUUACAUCUUUCACCACUUUAAUUAUGUUUCCGCCACAAAGCCCGGGCACCUCUGAGCAGAUUCCACUCUGGCCGGAGGAAGCAUUUAGAAACUGUGGGUAAAUGACACAGUAGGGAAGGGGGGGAGGAUGGUGGGAGAGGUCAUUGCAGGAUGGGGGCUCUUUUGUGUUUGGUGGUAGACAUUGAUACUUUCCUGAUGUCUCCUGUGCUUACUUCCAUCAGUACAGCACAAGGACUUUGCCCGAUCUAUCUCCAGAAACUAACUUUUUCUCCAGACAUCUUUUGAAACUUCUUCAUCCUAGCCCAAAGUGUUUACUUCUCAGUGUUGUCUACACUGAUUUCUUCUGUGUGCUAUCAUUCAUUAUGUUUUUACAGCACAAAGUUUCAGCUGUGUAAAGCGAUCAAGAGCCUCAACAAGCUGUGUUUCUGGCCACUUGACCCCUUCAGUUUCACUUCUAGAUCAAUAACUCUCCCAUAAACACUUUUUUUAUUCCAGGAGAAUGUCCCAUGUAUGCAGCCUUUUCCAGCUUCAGCUAUUGUUAAUGCAUCGGUGUCCCUAUCUGAACUUCAGGGGACUCUCCUGCAAGGGAAUAUUUUGAUGAAGGUUCCUAUUGAUGCCCUGAAUGAAAGGACCAAAACAACGAGGGGUAUGUGUGCAUGUGACGAAGAAGUGAAAUGAAUGAAGUGUUUGGGGACGUGUGUGUGCCAGGCAAGAAUGAAAUAAAAACAGAGUGGUAGUAUGAUGUGUGUGUGUGUGUGUGUAUAUGUGUAUGUGUGUGUGAGAGAGAGGGUGAGUGAGUGAGUGAGGGGGAGAGUAAGAGUUGGUGAGUGAGAAAGCUGUGUGUGGAGAAUGGGUUACUGAGAGGAGAGGAGGGGGGAAAACCAGCCACCUGCAGCCAUGACAGGCUUUGACCUUCAUUGCUCUCUCUCUCUCUCUCUCUCUCUCUCUCUCUCUCUCUCUCUCUCUCUCUCUCUCUCUCUCUCUCUCUCUCUCUUGAGUGUGUCUCUCUUUCUCUCCCCCUCUCCCUCCCUCUCCUUCUCCUUUCGACUCUCAUUUCUGCCCUGCCAUAGAUGCCCAGGCUCUUUUCAGACACGGCGAGGAAGACUGACCGUCGUGGGGACAGUGCUGGGAGCAGCCCUAUCUGCUCCAAUGCUAGUCACUGGCCGUUAGACAUGGCGUUCAAAGACUAG
Xyrichtys novacula (pearly razorfish) is the source of this 22996-nucleotide messenger RNA. The record is from the annotation of a GenBank genome assembly. NCBI's taxonomy places the organism in Eukaryota, Metazoa, Chordata, Actinopteri, Labriformes, Labridae.